CAGCGGGCUGCGUGGGGCGGCGGCGGCGAGCCGGGGCCAUGCAGGCGCGCUACUCCGUGUCCAGCCCCAACUCCCUGGGAGUGGUGCCCUAUCUCGGCGGCGAGCAGAGCUACUACCGCGCGGCGGCGGCGGCGGCCGGGGGCGGCUACACUGCCAUGCCGGCCCCCAUGAGUGUGUACUCGCAUCCCGCGCACGCCGAGCAGUACCCGGGCGGCAUGGCCCGCGCCUAUGGGCCCUACACACCGCAGCCGCAGCCCAAGGACAUGGUAAAGCCACCCUACAGCUACAUCGCGCUCAUCACCAUGGCCAUCCAGAACGCCCCGGACAAGAAGAUCACUCUCAACGGUAUCUACCAGUUCAUCAUGGACCGUUUCCCCUUCUACCGGGACAAUAAACAGGGCUGGCAGAACAGCAUCCGCCACAACCUCUCGCUCAACGAGUGCUUUGUCAAGGUGCCCCGCGACGACAAGAAGCCGGGCAAAGGCAGCUACUGGACGCUGGACCCGGACUCCUACAACAUGUUCGAGAACGGCAGCUUCCUGAGGCGGCGGCGGCGCUUCAAGAAGAAGGACGCCGUGAAGGACAAGGAAGAGAAGGAUCGGCUGCACCUCAAGGAGCCGCCGCCUCCGGCUUCGGGCCGCCAGCCUCCGGCCGCACCGCCGGAACCCGCGGACGGCGCCGCGCCGGGACCGCAGCCGCCGCCAGUGCGCAUCCAGGACAUCAAGACGGAGAACGGUACGUGCCCCUCGCCGCCCCAGCCCCUGUCCCCGGCCGCCGCGCUCGGCAGCGGGAGCGCCGCAGCGGUGCCCAAGAUCGAGAGCCCCGACAGCAGCAGCAGCAGCUUGUCGAGCGGGAGCAGCCCCCCUGGCAGCCUGCCCUCCGCGCGGCCGCUGAGCCUGGACGGUGCGGAGCCCGCGCCGGCCCCGCCACCCGCCCCUCCCGCGCCACCGCACCACAGCCAGGGCUUCAGCGUGGACAACAUCAUGACGUCGCUGCGGGGGUCGCCCCAGGGCGCCGCGGCGGAGCUCGGCUCCGGCCUGCUGGCCUCGGCGGCCGCGUCGUCGCGCACGGGCAUCGCACCCCCGCUCGCGUUGGGCGCUUACUCUCCGGGCCAGAGCUCCCUCUACAGCUCCCCCUGCAGCCAGAGCUCGAGCGCGGGCAGUUCGGGCGGUGGCAGUGGUGGCGGUGGCGGCACGGGGGCCGGUGGCGGCGCGGGGACCUACCACUGCAACCUGCAGGCCAUGAGCCUGUACGCGGCGGGCGAGCGCAGCGGCCACUUGCAGGGCGCGCCCGGGGGCGCGGGCUCGGCGGUGGACGACCCCCUCCCCGAUUACUCCAUGCCUCCUGUAACCAGCAGCAGCUCGUCGUCCCUGAGCCAUGGUGGGGGAGGCCAGGAGACGGGCCACCACCCAGCGACACACCAAGGCCGGCUCCCCUCAUGGUACCUGAACCAAGCAGGCGGAGACCUGGGCCACCUGGCCAGCGCGGCGGCGGCCGCCGCCGCGGGCUACCCCGGGCAGCAGCAGAACUUCCAUUCCGUCAGGGAGAUGUUUGAGUCCCAGCGGAUCGGCUUGAACAACUCGCCAGUGAACGGAAACAGUAGCUGUCAGAUGGCGUUCCCGGCCAGCCAGCCCCUGUACCGCGCGUCCGGGGCUUUCGUCUAUGACUGCAGUAAGUUCUGACCCCACCCUGGCCCCUCAAAAGCCGAACUUGAUGGAACAGCCAAAGCAGGAACAGCCCAAAGAAAACAUCAAUGCAAAAUCGAAACCAAAAUUACCCAAUUUCAAGAACUCCAGAAAAUUCACCAGCCAACACUCCCAAAAUUCAAAUCGCCAGCACCAGCCCAAAGAAAACUAUUUUCUUAAAAGAUUAAUUCAGAACCACCUCCACUUUGCCUUAUCUAAAUAAACCAAAGUAUAAACGAUUUUGUACAGAGACAGCAAAAUCAUGGUUUAUUAAAGGACAGUGUUACUCCAGAUAACACGUAAGUUUCUUCUUGCUUUUCAGAGCCUAGCUUUCCUGCGCUUUCCUCUCCCUCCCCCGCCUUUCCUGGCCUCUCACCUGUAAGAUAGUAUUUGAUCUUAUGUUGAAAGGAGGGGAAAGUCCCUAUAUAUGAGAAUUGCUUUCUUUUUAUUCAUGGACUUGUUUUAAAAUGUAAAUUGCAACAUAGUAAUUUAUUUUUAAUUUGUAGUUGGAUGUUGUGGACCAAACGCCAGAAAGUGUUUCCAAAAACUGACGUUAAAGUGCCUGAAACUUUAAAUUGUGCUUUUUUUCCUCAUUAUAAAAAAGGGAAACUGUAUUAAUCUUAUUCUAUCAUCUUUCUUUUUGUUGAACAUACUCAUUGUUUAUUAAUAAAUUGCCAUUCAGUUUGAAUGAGACCUAUAUGUCUGGAUGCCUUAAUAAGCUUUAAUAUUAAAAAAAAUUCAGAGAUACACUAGGAAUUUGUAUUCACCCACAUCUCUGAAUAUUGGGGAAACCCUCUGAUUAGUCCAUGUCAAAUUUAGCUAAAAGUUUUUUGUUGUUGUUUUUAGAUUUUUCUGGCAGCAUCUUCUGCAAAAUGUACUGUAGUCAAUUGCUUUGAGGGUAGUUUAAAAAAAUUCCUAAACAGAUCUGAGUUGGCAUAUAAACAAAUACUUUUUCAGUAAUGACUGAACAUGAUUUGGAAAUUUUAAGCCUAUGAAUCAGCAGCAGUCUCAUCACAGUGUUACCUGUGUGUAGAGAUGCAGAUGUGCCUCAAGAUACUCACAGAUGGGGAUUUGGCUCCUCUGUCCCGUAUACAAUUUCAGUGUUGAGUACCUUAUACACCCCUUGUGAGCCAGAUGUGGAAUAGAUUUUUCCUAUUAAUUUCAGUACUUUGGAAGAGGAAAAAAUAUACCUGUUUUUAAAUGUAUGUAUAUAAUUCAUUCAUAUUUACAGCCCUUCGUGUGAUACAUAGAAGGGUUGCUUUUUUAAAAUAUAAAUAUUGCAAGUUGGAAAGAAAUAUUUAAUCUUUGGGAAACUCUUUUAGAAGAUAUGUUUGUAGAAAAUUAUUAUGGAAAAAGAUUUAAAGCAAUAACAAAAAGGAAAGAGACGGGCAGGGGCAGAACAUCUUAGUCCAGGGUGCUUCCCCGCUCCCCUCCCAACCAAUUUUUCUUGUUAAUUUACAGUUAAACCCAGGGGGCAAUUCAGAUGGGCCCUCCCCCACUUUUGUAAAUAACCCAGGAAAUGUAAUAAAUUCAUUAUCUUAGGGUGAUCUGCCCUGUCAAUCAGACUUUGGUGAGAUGGCGAUUUGAUUACAGACAUUCAGGGCCUUUAAGUUUGUUUUCGAGAUAAUGCAGUUUCCUAUCUGCCGCUCCUAUCUAGAGGCAACACUUAAGCAGUAAUUGCUGUUGCUUGUUGUCAAAAUUUGAUCAUUGUUAAAGGAUUGCUGCAAAUAAAUACACUCUAAUUUCAGU
Dipodomys spectabilis (banner-tailed kangaroo rat) is the source of this 3434-nucleotide messenger RNA. It is a transcript of the gene Foxc1, whose product is annotated as forkhead box C1. NCBI's taxonomy places the organism in Eukaryota, Metazoa, Chordata, Mammalia, Rodentia, Heteromyidae. The coding region runs from base 39 to 1682 and encodes 547 amino acids. Gene Ontology annotation, biological process: regulation of transcription by RNA polymerase II; cell differentiation; anatomical structure morphogenesis. Gene Ontology annotation, molecular function: DNA-binding transcription factor activity, RNA polymerase II-specific; RNA polymerase II cis-regulatory region sequence-specific DNA binding. The transcript has a single exon. The record is from RefSeq and is a predicted model, not a curated record.